This is a messenger RNA of Hermetia illucens (black soldier fly), 896 nucleotides long. RefSeq lists its product as uncharacterized. The coding region runs from base 203 to 751 and encodes 182 amino acids. The record is from RefSeq and is a predicted model, not a curated record. Lineage: Eukaryota; Metazoa; Arthropoda; Insecta; Diptera; Stratiomyidae. The transcript has 3 exons.
UAACAGUUUCAGAUACAAAGAUUCUAGUUUGAAUUUCAAGGUAGAUGUAUCUUAUCCCAUGCGUUUCUGCAGUCUUUCUAAUCCGUAAAUGGAAGAGGCUGCAGAAGUGGCUGGACUGGAGGCUGCGACGAACGUAGAAUUGUCCUAAGUCCUGAAGUUGUCUUUGGUGCGGUUUAGUUUGUUUCAGUUGUUACGGGUCAACAUGUGUAAAUUCAACAACAGAUUGUUUAAUUUUGCAUUGAUCGUUUUCGCCAUCAUCCAUAUUUCAUUGACUUCACCUAUUAAUCGAAAACUGAGUAGAAACUCCUUUUCCGACUAUUAUGAUUACGACCAGGACUUGGAGUUAAAUUUCGAUCAACGACAAAAUGGCUCUGAGAACUAUCGCGUGAAUUUCAAUGGAUUUCUGAUCGCGUUGCCGGCAGGGGAUGUGACUAACAAUUCCGAUGUACUAUCCAUACUGGGAAUUUCUGAAAGCGAUCUCCUUACUCUCAUGGACAAUUUCGAUAUUGAACCCACGGCAGACGUCGAAAAGCCGCAAAUCCUGAACGAACGUCCAGCGGAAAGCAGUGAAGAUUUAUUUCUUCCUAAACCAGGUGAAGCACGAGAUAGCUCUAGCGGAGGAGAUACAUCUGGGAAAUCGAUCAGUGAUCGACACUCAGGAAUUGAGGAUGCAGGGAAACCAUAUAAACCACAUAAAAUGAAGUUGCAUUUCGCCAAUUUCUUGAAGCUACUCCGAAGACGUUUCAAUUAAAAUUGUUUAUCUCCGAAGAAGCCUUGAAAGCUCAGAUCGAAGGACACUCUGAUGCAAACUUUGAAUUUAAUCAAUAUUGAGAUUUUUACGUAAUAUAAGCUUGACUACGGAUAAGUAUAAGCAAUAAAUUCAGUUUUUUACAGAA